UGAUGACGCCAUUGGGCGGCGACGGCGGCUCCUGGGUCCGGGGAGGCGGCGGCGGCGCAGGGAGCCGGAGCGAGGCCCCGCUCUGCGGGGAGGGGGGCACGUCGGAGCCAUGAAGGAAACCAUCCAGGCCAGGAAGCUGUGGGGCCCUGGCCUCCGUGAGGCCCACAAGCGGGAGAGGCUGCGCCUGGCGUCCCAGGACUGGGAGGAACUCACCCCCCCGGCCCCCAAGCAUGGCGGCUGCUUCGAAGGCAGGCGCCGGCUGGCCUACACCAAAGAGCAACCCCCGGGCUUCGCGAGCGAGGAGGAAGGCCCCGCCGGCGACUGGGACUUGCCUCGCGUCUCGGGCUGGGCCCGGAGCAAAACCGCCGGGGAGAAGGUGGCCAGGAGCGGCGGCCCAGACUGGCCUUUCGCCGGCGGGGUCGAGGGGCGGCCGCCGCUCUCGGGGGCCACCAGGCGGCGCUGCCAGCUGCGGCGGCGCCAGCGGGCCCGGCGGGCUCUCCGCAUGCUGCUGUACUCCAAAUGCUCCUCCUUGGCCUUCCCCUGGAAGCUGUGGGGCAAGCUGGCCUGCCGGGGGCGCCGGCGGGGCAGCGCCAAGCAGUCUCGCUCCUCCCUCUCGCCCGGCUCCCAGCCCGACGACGACCUGAAAGGCUGCCCCCUGGAGGAGGAGGAGGACUGCCAGGGCGGGGCCAAGCCGGGGCCCUGCCCCUUGCGCUUCCGGCCCCGCCCCUCACCCCAAUUGGACUACCACCUGGGCGGCGCCUUUGCCCCCUCGCCCCCCCGGCUCAGCCUGCUGGGGGCGCUGACGGGCGAGGCGCCCGGCUCCUCCUCGUACCCGCAGUACGCCCAGCUGCAGCGGGCGGACGGCGCCAUGGAGGUGGGAGGGGAGGACGGCGCCCGGCUCCUGGCAGAGCGGUCCUCCCCCGGGAGCAGGAGAGAGGCGGCAACGCUGGACGGGGACCCAGGCCCCACGGGCCCCUUGCCCAACGGCUUCGCCUCCCUGGACGGCGACCUCGGCGGCCUGGCCACCACCUCCUCGGACCCCAGCAUCGUCAUCAGCAACGUGUGCAGCAUCGGCGCGGCCCACGCGGUCGAGGAGUUCUUCCGGGCCAAGGACGGGCCCGGCGCUCCCCAGCGAGAGGCACCCCCCGGGGAGAAGGCGGCGCAACACAGUCCCCUGCGGGAGGAACACGUCACUUGCGUGCAAAGUAUUCUGGAUGAGUUCCUUCAGGCCUACGGCAGCCUGAUCCCCGUCAGCACGGACGAGGUGGUGGAGAAGCUAGAAGACAUUUUCCAGCAAGAGUUUUCCACACCACAGAGGAAAGGCACAGUGCAGCAGCUGAUCCAGUCCUACCAGCGCAUGCCAGGCAACGCCAUGGUGAGGGGCUUCCGGGUGAAUUACAAGCGCCACGUGCUGACCAUGGACGACCUGCAGACGCUUUACGGCCCCAACUGGCUCAAUGACCAGGUCAUGAACAUGUAUGGGGACCUCGUCAUGGAUACGGUGCCAGACAAGGUCCAUUUCUUCAACAGUUUUUUCUAUGAUAAGCUACGAACCAAGGGGUACGAGGGGGUGAAACGCUGGACCAAAAAUGUGGACAUCUUCAACAAGGACCUGCUGCUCAUCCCCAUCCACCUGGAGGUGCACUGGUCCCUCGUCUCUGUGGACGUGAAGCAGAAGAGCAUCACGUACUUCGACUCGCAGCGAACACUCAACCGCCGCUGCCCCAAGCACAUCUGUAGGUACCUCCAGGCUGAAGCAGACAAGAAGGAUCGGCCGGACUUCAGAGAUGGCUGGAGGGGCUCCUUUAAGAUGAACGUGGCCAGGCAGAACAACGACAGCGACUGUGGGGCCUUCGUCCUGCAGUACUGCAAGUUCCUGGCCCUGGGCCGGGCGUUCACCUUCACCCAGCAGGACAUGCCGAAGCUACGACGCCAGAUGUACAAGGAGCUUUGCCACUGCAAACUCAGCGUGUGAGUCGCCCACCCACACGCCCACCUCUUCCCUUCCGGCUGGGGCCCACGCGGACACCGCCUCCUCCCCCCCAGCUCUUGGGGGUGGGGGGGCGCACCCCGAACCCCGGAAGGACGGGCCGCGGGAAGGGGCAUUAACUCUGUUGCAUUGGAACUGUUCAAGCCAGGGUGAGGGAAGCAGCUAAUCCCAGCUCCCCCUGCCAACCAGACUUUUGGGGGACUUUUUUUACUUUGGGGGGGCCUCCCCCUUUCCCCCUGGUUCUAUAUUAUUUUUUUCAUAUUUAAACCCAGUUUCCCUUGUUACAUUUUGGGGCGGGUGGGGGUGGGCGGCUCAUGGUAAAUACACCCCCUACCCCUGAAUUUUGGGGACACAUCGGCUUUGGGGCAGAGGGGUGUCACUACGGGGGGGAGGAGGGAGGAGCCAUUUCUUCCCGGGGAAGGGGGGCGGCGGGGAGAUGAGUUUGGAAUCUCUACCCCCACCUUUUCUUCUCCCCGGGGGUUAUUUGUGUUAGUGAAGUUGUAUGUUGGGGGGCGGGGGGGGAUGACAAGUUUAUACACUGGGCUGUGAAAUGAGAAACAAGCAUUUUUUUUUUUUAUAUAUAUAUAUAUAAUGCGGCAGCGAAUUGUUCUGGGCAAUAAACUUCCUUUCUUUGGAGAA
Molecule: messenger RNA, 2629 nt
Organism: Gopherus flavomarginatus (Mexican gopher tortoise)
Lineage: Eukaryota; Metazoa; Chordata; Testudines; Testudinidae
Gene: SENP3
Product: SUMO specific peptidase 3
Exons: 11
Coding region: 110-1975 (621 amino acids)
Biological process (GO): protein desumoylation
Cellular component (GO): nucleus
Molecular function (GO): deSUMOylase activity
Source: RefSeq, a predicted model, not a curated record